Vitrella brassicaformis is the source of this 2417-nucleotide messenger RNA. The record is from the annotation of a GenBank genome assembly. Lineage: Eukaryota; Vitrellaceae.
CCCCUUUCGCCCACGUAACCCGACCGACGAGCUAGCCGCCCAUUAAAUCUCAUUGCGUCAUCAAUGAAUGAAUGACGUGUGUGGCACCGACGAGCCACUGUACGUACGUAUGUAUGCGUAGGGGGAGAGGGGAAUGCAUGGGUGGAUGGAUGGAUAAAGGAGCCGUAACAAACCUCACACAAUACACAGACAGAUACAGAUACAGACACAGGCAGAGGGAGAGGGAGAGGGCCGGCCGUGUGUAUGCAUGUCGAUCGUACCACACCGGCCAGCUAAACGGCGAAUUGGUAUGAAGCCAUUCAUGGAUCCGUCACCAGACAAUGCGUCAAAGGCACGGCAUGCGUGUAGGCAAGAAAGACCACAAACACACGGGACAUUCUGGCGGAAGCGACGGAGAGAAUUGGCAGAUAGAGAGAGCGUGUGCGCGCGGUGAGGGUGGAAAAGCCGCGAGAAACAACACGAGACCACUAGAUCAAAACCUCCAGACAGAGAUGAGAAGGAGUGUGCAACAAGAGAGAGUCAGCUGAGCCCAUCCGCAUCUCUCCCUUCUCCCUGGCCCGGCCCACCAACUGAUACUUGCUCGGUACUCUUUCUGGCUGGUCAUUGUCCGUGCUGUUCACUACCGGUAACCGUAAAACCACGGACGGACGGACGGACGGACGGACGCUUCAAGUGUUGCUGGCCUGGCUAAUUCCUGACAUGAAAGACCAACUAUUUACCUGCCAGUAAGAACGGCCAACUAGCUGCACUAGCUGAGAUCCUCUUCUGCCUGCCUGCCUGCCUGCCUGCCGGUCUGUCUGUUUGUUUGUCUGUCUGCCUUUGCAGCUAAGACGCAUGGGCACACAGGCAGCAACAGCAAGUGACGAAUUGACCGAAUGAGCGAGGGAGGGAGUGGGUGGUGGGUCGGGUCACCAGGGCUGGCUCGAUACGUAAGCACGAAGAGAUGCAAAACCGCCUUAUCAGGUUGUAGAAGCGACGUUGGCUUAGUGAGAGGGAGAGAGAGCGUCAGAGAGGGUGCUCUUGUGAUAGUGAGUCCGUAUGCACAACAUCAGCAUCAGAAUGAAUGCGAGAGUGCGUGUUUCCAUCACGACAUCACACACAAAGGUUAAGACACACACAUCCAUCCAUCCACAACACAUACAAACACAUGCACACCUAUGUAAGAAACGCGCCAACGUACAACGGUCACCUCACCUCGCCAUCCACCGUGGCCGGUAAAAAACAACAGCAGCCACCGUUUGCUGGAUGGGGAAAAGGAACAUUGCCCAGCUGGAAAAGCCGGCUGUCUGGUCGGUCAUCAAAUCCAGCAGAUAGAUAGAUACAGGGGAGGGUAGGAAGGAAGCAGCAAGCAAGAGAAGAGGAGGAGGAAACCCAUGCAAAGAAAGCAUCACCCACCCGUCAUUCAUUGUCUUCUGCUACACAGCCAAGACACACCACACCACACCCCACACCACCCCAUCACGCCACGCCACGCCACGCCACGCCACGAAAACCCCCGCUCACACCGACAGCCGCCCCGUCUUACGUUAUCCCACCACACACUACCACCUUCAUCUCGGCCAUCCCUCGGUCGCCCCUCACGCCCUGUGCAUGGGUGUGGUGCCGGUCUCGCCCGCGAGCGCCUUGUUCCUGGUCAUCAGGAAGGCGGGAAAGCCCUCCUCGGCGUCGGUGUCCAGGUCGAUCAGCUUCAUGAUGGUGUCAUGGAUCGUCUUGGCGUACUUCUGGGCCAGCGAACGGGACACAAAGUUGGAGGCAUACUGAACAACACACAGAGAAAGAGAAAGACAAGAGGAGGAAGUGCGCGUACAGAACGGGUGUGGUGUUUGCUGUGCUGUGUGUCCGUUUCUCAACUGCAGCGACCAGUUGAGUCUGCCCGAGAUGGUGACCAGGUUGUGCAAGAAGAGGUGGUUGCCCACGCCGUGCUGGCUCACGCACGACCAGCUGCUCUCGAUCUCCAUCUCGAAGUCGCCCCCGCCCCUCACCUCGCUGUCACUGCCGCUGUCCAUGCUGUCGACGUGCUCGUGCAGGAUCGAACGAGGCGAGUCGAUCGACGUGUGGACGAUGGUGGGGGUGCGGGGGUAGCGCGACAGCCCGGCCAGCAUGGUGGGCUUGCGGGGGCCGCGAGCCGACGCGCCGUUGCCCUUGCGCAGGUCCGUCGUGUCCCAGUUGCCCGUAUUCUGAAGAUCACAUCGCACACAACACACAUAUCAAUGCAGCGAGGGAGGGAGGGGUGCGUGUGUGUUUGCUUGCGUACCGAGAUGAGGAACACCGAAGGGCGUGCCUUGGGGGCCAGGAGCUCGAGCAUCUUGUCCAGCCGCUCGUUCUCCAUGUUGUUUUUGAGGAACUUGGUCACCACGUCCCAGUCGGAGCAUGCGUUGGUCGGGCUCGGCCGGUCCACCUUGCUGUGGAUGCUCGUG